AUGAAACUCGAUAAAUCCGCGAAAUAUCGUGAAGUAAAAUUUCCAAAGUACGCUGAAAUUGUACAACUGAAGCUCGCUGAUGGCUCUUUACGUUCCGGACAAGUAUUGGAGGUCUCUGGUUCUAAAGCUGUGGUUCAAGUCUUUGAAGGCACAUCUGGCAUUGAUGCAAAAAACACUCACUGCGAAUUUACCGGUGACAUCCUGCGGACACCAGUGUCCGAGGACAUGUUGGGCCGUGUAUUUAACGGAUCGGGAAAACCGAUCGACAAAGGACCGCCGAUCUUGGCGGAAGACUAUUUGGAUAUUCAGGGACAGCCUAUUAAUCCGUGGUCCCGUAUUUAUCCAGAGGAAAUGAUUCAAACUGGAAUAUCAGCUAUCGACGUGAUGAACUCUAUCGCUCGCGGUCAGAAGAUUCCCAUUUUCUCCGCCGCUGGUUUGCCACAUAAUGAGAUUGCCGCGCAAAUCUGCCGUCAAGCGGGUCUUGUAAAGGUGCCUGGUAAAUCCGUUCUCGACUCGCACGAGGACAAUUUUGCCAUUGUGUUUGCGGCUAUGGGUGUCAACAUGGAGACUGCACGUUUCUUCAAGCAGGACUUUGAAGAGAACGGUUCUAUGGAAAACGUGUGCUUGUUUUUGAAUCUGGCCAAUGAUCCAACGAUCGAAAGAAUCAUCACGCCGCGUCUCGCCCUGACAGCGGCCGAAUUUCUGGCGUAUCAAUGCGAAAAACACGUGCUGGUUAUCCUCACGGACAUGUCCUCCUACGCCGAAGCGUUGCGCGAAGUAUCGGCCGCUCGUGAGGAAGUACCGGGUAGACGUGGUUUCCCCGGUUACAUGUACACUGAUCUAGCCACCAUCUACGAGCGUGCCGGCCGUGUGGAGGGUCGCAACGGCUCCAUCACGCAGAUUCCGAUUCUCACUAUGCCCAACGACGAUAUUACUCACCCGAUUCCUGAUCUCACUGGCUACAUCACCGAGGGUCAGAUCUACGUAGAUCGUCAGCUGCACAACAGGCAAAUCUAUCCGCCCGUGAACGUGCUACCGUCCUUGUCGCGUCUCAUGAAGUCCGCCAUCGGCGAAGGCAUGACGCGAAAGGAUCAUUCUGAUGUGUCUAAUCAACUGUAUGCUUGUUAUGCCAUUGGAAAAGAUGUCCAGGCGAUGAAAGCCGUCGUAGGAGAGGAGGCAUUGACGCCAGAUGAUCUAUUGUACUUGGAAUUCCUGUCAAAAUUCGAGAAGAACUUCAUUUCACAGGGUAGCUACGAAAACCGCACAGUCUUUGAAUCGUUAGAUAUCGGCUGGCAACUGCUGCGAAUCUUCCCCAAGGAGAUGCUCAAGCGAAUUCCGGCCAGCAUCCUUGCGGAAUUCUAUCCGAGGGAUUCCCGUCAUUAAUCGCCUUUUUAUUUAUGUGUCUCGCCUUACGCGUAAGCUUGUUUCACUUACUAAUUAAAUGGUGAAAAUCACACGUACAAGCUCGAUAUAUCUUUUCAUUGAUAUUAAUUGGAAUAUAAAUAUCUCUAUUCUCGCGUAUUUACAAAAACAGAUUGACGUAACGAGAUAAGAGAAUAAUUAAAGAGAAUAAUUUAGCGGCAUGUAUGUAAUAUGCAUCUAAAUGAAAAGAAAAAAGAUGGAAGAGUAUAACGCGUCUUGUUUAUGCGCUAUAAAUAUUAUCGUUACAAGCUUACAAGGAACGUACACGUUUUUUGAUGUUGUGCAAUGAGAGGUAAAGUAAAUAGCAAUGAUAUUAAUAUGUAAAGUAAAUUGAAAAUUAUAACAGAUUUAUUGCAGAAUCUGGCGUAUGCAAAUGUGCAAGUCGCAGAUUUGUAUGAGACUACGCAUGUUAUUCAUCAUGAAAAUAAUAAACACUGUGAAUAUAUAUUGUUUCAACAUUUGAUGCAUAUAUCUCUCUUCUUUAGAGCGACAGUGUUCACUCACACCAAACGACCAUUGUAAAGUGUAAUAUAUUAUUCAGUAUUAACAUAGACAAAAAGCAUAGAGAAAUACAUCUAUGAUCACGUUGUAUUUUUGCGUUCCCUACAUUCCAUUGCGAAAUUCACAUAUAUAAGAUUCUUUAUGCGUUUGAUGAACCAAUUGAAACGAGAGAGACGUUUAACACAAUAUGUACAGUUACUUCUAGAGAAUGUUUUGAGCGAAACAUUAUCAUGUAUUUUCUUGCAAAAGGCAAAAUGUACAUGUUAGAAAUAGAUAAUUAAAGAAGAAUUGUUGUUUGAA
Molecule: messenger RNA, 2223 nt
Organism: Formica exsecta
Lineage: Eukaryota; Metazoa; Arthropoda; Insecta; Hymenoptera; Formicidae
Gene: Vha55
Product: V-type proton ATPase subunit B
Exons: 3
Coding region: 1-1383 (460 amino acids)
Biological process (GO): proton transmembrane transport; ATP metabolic process
Cellular component (GO): proton-transporting V-type ATPase, V1 domain
Molecular function (GO): ATP binding; proton-transporting ATPase activity, rotational mechanism
Source: RefSeq, a predicted model, not a curated record